Messenger RNA from Thermothielavioides terrestris NRRL 8126, 938 nucleotides. RefSeq lists its product as uncharacterized. The transcript is spliced from 3 exons. The record is from RefSeq and is a predicted model, not a curated record. The coding region runs from base 58 to 423 and encodes 121 amino acids. NCBI's taxonomy places the organism in Eukaryota, Fungi, Ascomycota, Sordariomycetes, Sordariales, Chaetomiaceae.
GAACCAAACGAUACACAGGAAAGUAAUAUUUUUGCGAAACAUCUACGAUUCGCCACCAUGGCCCCCGAGGACGGAACCGCCGAUCCCACGACCGUCACCACUUCCGAAAACGAUGCCGCGCCUGUGACCGACCCCAAGGGCAAGGGCAAGGCCCCGGCGGUCGAGGAGCCUGUUGAGGAUCACUCCAUGGCCGAGGACGACGACGAUGACGAUGAUGAUGAUGAGGACGUUGACGAGGAGCCCGAAGGUGCCGACGAGGACAAUAUGGAGGAAAUUGACCUUGAAAACGUCGUUGGCCGUCGCACCCGCGGCAAGGUGAUUGACUUUGCCAAGGCCGCUGCGGAGAAUCCUCCCGACGAAGACGAGGAUGACGAUGACGAUGACGAUUUUGUGGCCGAGGACGACCGGAUGGACGAGGAUUAGGCGUUUUUCCUGGUUGAUCUCCAGACUCCCGCCAGGCCAGCUUCGACCGCUGAGACGUGAUGACGGGAUGGGAUACGAUAUGAUGAAUGGAUAUGGCCCGCUUCCUCCAUGCUGGAUACUUUAGCGGUUCAGUGAUGGGAUGGAAGUGAGCAGUUACGGCGGCUGGUUGCUGGCCUGCUGAACAUCGGUACGAGGGGCCAUCAUUGCUACGAGCGAGCUGAUGCUCGCGGGUCGGAUGGAGUUGGCUGCAUUCAUGGGGUAUCAUUGGGUUUGGGUUGUCGCAUCGAGGGUUGAGCAACCAAAAUUACUUGUGACUUGAUGAUGAUGCCCUUCAGCUCGCCCUUCAGCUCGCCGUGUGUCGUCCCGCUGUGUAGACUCCUCGCCUCUUCAACGAGCGCACCUACCCCACCCUGCUUGCACCAGACCUACGCUGUAGGAGUGAAUGGGCAUUGGCAAUGCUGUCAUUGAUCCCACGGCAGCGAUCCACUCCUCUGCAGCUCCACUGUCUUGCCCGC